This is a messenger RNA of Chaetura pelagica (chimney swift), 456 nucleotides long. RefSeq names its product SNAP-associated protein (gene SNAPIN). The coding region runs from base 1 to 456 and encodes 151 amino acids. NCBI's taxonomy places the organism in Eukaryota, Metazoa, Chordata, Aves, Apodiformes, Apodidae. The record is from RefSeq and is a predicted model, not a curated record. Gene Ontology annotation, cellular component: synaptic vesicle; BLOC-1 complex; BORC complex. Gene Ontology annotation, molecular function: SNARE binding. Gene Ontology annotation, biological process: synaptic vesicle exocytosis; lysosome organization; regulation of synaptic vesicle exocytosis. The transcript is spliced from 5 exons.
AUGGGGAUCCUGGGGGAGCGGGCCCGGGGGGGGGGGAGGAACGGGGGUGGAGCCGCAUGGGAGCGCAGCCGCUAUUGGACGGAUCCCCCGUCACCCCAGGAUCCCCCGUCACCCCAGGAUCCCCUGUCACCCCGGGAUCCCCGGUCACCCCAGGAUCCCCUGUCACCCCAGGAUCCCCCGUCACCCCGGGAUCCCCCGUCACCCCGGGAUCCCCUCGACAGCCUGGCCACAGAGCUGUGUCGCAUCAAUGAGGACCAGAAGGUGGCUCUGGACCUCGACCCCUACGUGAAGAAGCUGCUGAACGCCCGACGCAGGGUCGUGCUGGUCAAUAACAUCCUGCAGAACGCCCAGGAACGGCUGCGGAGGCUGAACCACAGUGUGGCCAAGGAGACAGUGAGGAGGAAAGCCAUGUUGGAGGCAGCUGGUGGCUACCCCCAGGGCCUGCCGGGCAAGUGA